Linum tenue is the source of this 4349-nucleotide messenger RNA. The record is from the annotation of a GenBank genome assembly. NCBI's taxonomy places the organism in Eukaryota, Viridiplantae, Streptophyta, Magnoliopsida, Malpighiales, Linaceae.
CAAAUUUCGAAAAGAAAAGGGUGAAAAAGCCGGGCGAGCGACGGCAGCGGUAACGGCGGCGGAUUUCUUGUAGCAGAGCAAAACAAUUUUCAACGCGCUCAACAACACACCACGACUACGAACAACUCCGACGACGACCGCUACUAGCUUUCCGCCACUGUAGCUGACCGAGAACUUCUCUUCAUCCUCUCUUUCCUCCGAAGGUAUAAUCUCUCUCUUUCACGCUCGCCGGCGGCCUCUCAUCUGUACGGAAGGUUGAAGGGAACGGUGGCGUUCAAGGGUUAUGAGAUCUGAUUGUUGAGAGGAACUGGUUAUCUUUCAGGCAUUAUGCAUGUCUGAUCCAGUGGCCACCGUGGUUGAUGUGGCAAGAGGACUGAAUUUGGCUGACAGAACAAAAUCUAUUGAUGCAAUAUCCAUCAGAGACUUCUCAUCUCUAUCUGUCAACGGGGAAGAACUCCACAGUUUCUCCGAGAGCGCCUCGUUCAGAAUCGGUGAGCUGUUCCUCACCAAUGGGGAAUCGUAUUUCGGUUCACUGCUGGGAAAUGUACCGGAGGGUAAGGGCAAGUAUGUAUGGUCAGAUGGCUGUAUCUAUGAAGGCGAAUGGAGACGUGGGAUAAGGAGUGGGGUUGGGAAAAUCCAGUGGCCUUCCGGAGCAGCCUAUGAAGGUGAAUUCUCAGGUGGUUAUAUGCAUGGUGCUGGUAGCUACAUUGGUGCAAAUAACAUUACAUACCGAGGGAGAUGGCGGUUGAAUGUCAAACAUGGGUUGGGCUAUCAAGUUUAUCCUAAUGGAGAUGUCUUCGAAGGUUCUUGGCUACAAGGAACGCCAGAAGGACCUGGGAAGUACAGCUGGGCUAAUGGAAAUGUCUAUAUGGGGUUCAUGAAAGGAGGGAAGAUGACAGGGAAAGGGACUUUCACUUGGGUGAAUGGGGAUUCGUUUGAAGGAAGCUGGGUAAAUGGUAUGAUGCAUGGAUUUGGAGUGUAUACGUGGGAUGAUGGUGGUUGCUAUGUUGGUACUUGGAGUCAUGGUGUGAAGGAUGGGAAAGGAUCGUUUUACCCCAGUGGCAGUCGGUUUCCUUCAGUACAAGAACGAUACCUCAAUGCACUUAGGAAAAGAGGGCUGCUGCCUGAUAUGAGAAAGCAGAACCAAGCACAUAUACAUCAUGCUUCUUCAGUGGACAUAGGGACUAUGAAGGUUGGUAGAGAUCAAAGGUCCCAUCGUGAUUCGUCUGGUAAUUUAUCCAAGGGAAGCUUGAUGAGCUUGCAGCAGCAAUCUCAUAACAAAAAUGUGUCGUUAGAAAGACGGUGGAGUCUCGAGGUAUCGAUUGAAAAGGUGAUUGGACAUGAUUCAUCUCUCGAGUCAUCAGAAUUUGAUGGAGCUGGCCUCCCACCGAUCCUCGAAAGAGAAUAUAUGCAAGGUGUUCUGAUUAGUGAGAUUGUACUGAAUGAUAACUUUUCAUCAAUGUCCAGAAGGGCAAAGCGAAGGCAAAAGAAGAUUGUUAGGGAGAUCAAGCGGCCUGGUGAAACUAUACUUAAAGGGCACCGUAGUUAUGAUUUGAUGCUCAGUUUGCAGCUUGGUAUCAGGUAUACAGUAGGGAAGAUUACGCCUGUACACAAACGAGAAGUCCGCGCAUCGGAUUUUGGUCCAAGGGCGAGUUUUUGGAUGCAGUUCCCCAAGGAUGGAUCUCAGUUGACACCUCCACAUCAUUCAGAGGAUUUCAAGUGGAAGGACUACUGCCCUAUGGUUUUUAGGAAUCUGAGGGAGAUGUUCAAGAUCGAUGCUGCUGAUUACAUGAUGUCUAUAUGUGGCAAUGAUGGUCUUAGGGAACUCUCUUCUCCGGGGAAAAGUGGGAGCAUUUUCUUCUUGUCUCAUGAUGACCGCUUCAUGAUUAAGACACUCAGGAAGUCUGAAGUCAAGGUGCUUCUGAAAAUGCUUCCUGAUUACCAUCAUCACGUGAGAACAUAUGAAAACACGCUCAUAACAAAGUUCUUUGGGCUUCAUAGGAUCAAACCUUCAAGUGGUCAGAAGUUUCGUUUCGUGGUUAUGGGAAACAUGUUUUGCACGGAAUUGAGGAUCCAUCGGAGGUUUGAUCUGAAAGGUUCCUCACUAGGGCGAUCCACCGAGAAAAUAGAAAUCGAUGAGAACACUACUCUCAAGGAUUUGGAUCUGAACUACAGCUUCUAUUUGGAACCUACCUGGCGAGAAUCUCUACUAAAGCAGAUAGAGACAGAUAGCAAAUUUUUGGAAGCACAGCACAUCAUGGAUUAUAGCCUUCUAUUAGGUGUGCAUUAUAGAGCACCGCAGCACCUUCGACCCUUCACGUCACUACGGAAGAACGAAGGAUUAGGAGUUUUGGACGAGGAAGAUACCAUCGAUGAUGAAACAUACCCACAAGGUCUAGUCCUCAUCCCUCGAGGAGAAGACGAUGGCAGCGUCGUUGUUGGUCCUCACAUCAGAGGCAGCCGACUGAGAGCCUCGUCUGCAGGUGAUGAGGAAGUUGACCUCCUCCUUCCUGGCACUGCAAGGCUUCAGAUCCAGCUUGGGGUGAACUUGCCAGCGAGAGCGGAGCAGACUACAAAAGAUGAAGCAGGGGAAAAGAAGUUCAAUGGAACUUACGACGUUGUUCUUUACCUCGGCAUAAUCGACAUUCUCCAGGAGUACAACAUCAGUAAGAAGAUUGAGCACGCCUACAAAUCUUUCCAGUUCGAUUCGUUGUCUAUCUCAGCCGUGGAUCCCACAUUCUACUCCAGGCGCUUCCUGGAGUUCAUACAAAAGGCAUUUCCUCCAAAUGCUGUCGCCCUCUAAGAAGCCAUUCCAUUCCCUCCAUCUUCCUUCCUUUCUUUCCCAGAAUUUUGUUUUUGGGUCGAACUGAUUGGCUCAUUAGCGACCACUACGAAUCAUAAUCGUACAAUGAGUCACAAUUGUUUAGACUUGUACAUUCCGAGCUUUGUACAAAAUGACUGAUCGAGCCCUAUAUAUAUAUGCAUAAUUUUAUCCAACACCUCACUCCUGCUGUUAGAAAUAGAGGUGAUCAUUGACAAUGAUCAAUGGCAUAGAUACAACAGCCUCUAGGUAAAAAGUUUAAACCGCAAAUCGCAACAUUCAGACAUGAUUGACUUAACAGCUUUGAGGUAAAUUGUUUAACCAUGAAUUUACCAGCAACCAAAACAUGGGGUUUGUUCUGAAAAGAACCAAAGCAGAACAAAACUCUGACACUUCGCUUAAGCUAAGCAGUACAAAUGCUUUGUUAUCCUAUGAUACAAAGUUAACCCAUAUUGGGUGGAGGUGGAGGAGGUGGAUGGGCACCUUGCCCUGGGAAACCCUGAGGCAUCGGAGGUCUGCCCAUCUGAGAAACAUGACUGAAGUUUGGCAUACCACUGCCGCCUGGUGGUGGAGGAGGAGCUGGCGGAGCUUCCCCUGGAGGCAUGGGUCUAGGACCGUUCCCCAUAAGGGGCGGUGGUGGAGGCGGUCUUGCUCCAUCGGCAGGAGGUGGGGGAGGUGGUAGACCCUGCGGUGGUGGCGGUGGGAGAGUCCUUGGAGGGACACCAGGUGCCGAAGUGCCAUUGGCUGUUGGCGCCCCUGCAGCUGGAGGUUUGUUGGUCUCCGGUGGCUUCGUCUUAAAGUAUAACUGUAACUUGAACAUCUUGGAGUCGGGAUCCCAAUGCGAGAAGAACUUGGGAGUUGACUUGUCUAUCUCUGUGCUGGGGACCUUGAAUGCAACGAUCUCAUAUGGUUCUGCUGCGAACAGAAGAUACUGGUAGCUCUUGUCAUAGGAUUGGACUUUCUGCUCAUAUGAUGACAUAAACCUGUGCCUUGGCUUUGUGUUGUCUUCAAUUUCAGGAUACUCAAUCUGAAAAAGAAGAGAUCUCUGCUUAGUCUCAGGAUCAUACUGCUUGGUCACACGGUACCCAGGUCUGCCGAUUUUCACUGCAAAAGGGCACCAAUAACAUGAAUCUGUCAACUACAACACCAUAUGCAUUUAACACCGUAAAUUCCACAAGAAGUUCAAUUCCUACUAACUAAAAAUGUAUUCCCCCAACCAGCAUCAAUAACAUUCCGCCGGUUAUUCGAGUUUAAUCAUUGAAACCAAGUCUCAAGCUCAAUUCUGCAUUCUAACUUUCACUGCCUACCAUUCUUCUGCCCACUACAGAAACCAGGUCGCCAAUAUCCAUCCUUUCUGCUGCACUCUAAUCAAAGCUAAUCAACUGAAUCCUGCUCCCAGUAGUAACCAUUCCACACUAGCUAUCAACAAACAAGCAACUCCACUGACUCAGAAUCCAACAAAUCCCUAAUUCUCAAAACCCUAAUUCAAAUGAAGAAUCAAGGGGAAAAGCAUAUAAUUUUCAUAAAG